AUGUCAAGUGCCCAACAAAGCUACAAUGCAGGCCAAGCUAAGGCCCAAACUGAAGCAAGCUUUCAAGCUGCUAAGGAUUCAGCCUCAGCAGCAGCAGAUAGGGCUCAAGCAGCUUACAACACCACAGGACAAGCUCGUGAAGAAAACAAAGAGGAAGCUGCUGGUUUCCUCCAACAGACUGGGGAGCAAGUGAAGAACAUGGCUCAAGGUGCUGUCGACACCGUCAAGCAUACCCUUGGGAUGGACAAAAAUUGAACGAAC
Messenger RNA from Arachis duranensis, 261 nucleotides. Its product is annotated as late embryogenesis abundant protein 1-like. Bases 1 to 255 code for a protein of 84 amino acids. Lineage: Eukaryota; Viridiplantae; Streptophyta; Magnoliopsida; Fabales; Fabaceae. The record is from RefSeq and is a predicted model, not a curated record. The transcript is spliced from 3 exons.